AUGGUGGCGCUUAUAACGGGCGGCAGGGGCUUCUUGGGGUCCCUGCUGGCCAAGGCGAUUGCGGGAGGCGCACUGGCGGAGGGGCGCGCGGAAGGGGGUGGCGGAGCGGAGUCCAGCGCGGAGCGGGAUCUCAUUAAUGGCGCAAAGGGGGUGGCAGAGGAGAGAGUGAUAGCC
Messenger RNA from Closterium sp. Naga37s-1, 174 nucleotides. Lineage: Eukaryota; Viridiplantae; Streptophyta; Zygnematophyceae; Desmidiales; Closteriaceae. The record is from the annotation of a GenBank genome assembly.